Messenger RNA from Erigeron canadensis, 2131 nucleotides. Its product is annotated as nicotinate phosphoribosyltransferase 2-like. NCBI's taxonomy places the organism in Eukaryota, Viridiplantae, Streptophyta, Magnoliopsida, Asterales, Asteraceae. The record is from RefSeq and is a predicted model, not a curated record. Gene Ontology annotation, biological process: NAD+ biosynthetic process. Bases 205 to 1896 code for a protein of 563 amino acids. The transcript has 15 exons. Gene Ontology annotation, molecular function: nicotinate phosphoribosyltransferase activity.
AAAUCAAAAUUCAGUAGUCACUAGUAAAUAAAGCAAUUACUAAAGAAUAGAAUCGGUGCCCACGUAUCGGCGACGUCGCCGCCACUAUAUUCCGGCCAGCCCCCACUUUUACUUUCUUCGAUUCUAUAUAUAUAUAUCUAGUUACAGACCCGCUACUUUUUAUAUCUCAUCUCAAAUACACAAACACACUCACACAGAGAGAGAAUGGAGAUGAAACCAGAAGUUAACGGGGACGUUAAAGAUGACGAUGAUGAUGAUAAAAUAGGCGGGCCCACAAACCCAAUGGUAACGCCGUUACUGACGGAUUUAUAUCAGUUUACAAUGGCUUAUGCUUACUGGAAAGCUGGAAAACAUAACGAACGUGCCGUGUUUGACUUGUAUUUUCGCCGGAACCCUUUUGGUGGUGAGUACACCGUUUUUGCAGGUCUGGAAGAGUGCAUAAGAUUUAUCGCAAAUUUUAAAAUAUCAAAGGAAGAAAUUGCUUUCAUUCGAGAAACUUUAUCUCCUGCAUGUGAGGAUGGCUUCUUUGAGUGGCUUGAACAAAUUGAUUGUUCCGAUGUUGAAGUAUAUGCUAUUGCUGAGGGGUCUGUCGUCUUUCCCAAAGUACCCUUGAUGAGGGUUGAAGGCCCUGUGGCUGUUGUUCAGCUUUUGGAAACUCCUUAUGUGAAUCUUAUAAACUAUGCAUCUCUAGUCACUACAAAUGCUGCACGUCAUCGGUUUGUUGCUGGAAAAAAUAAGCUUCUUCUUGAGUUUGGGUUACGGCGAGCCCAGGGUCCAGAUGGCGGUAUUAGUGCUUCAAGAUAUUGCUACAUGGGAGGGUUUGAUGCUACAAGCAAUUGUGCAGCUGGAAAAAUAUUUGGAAUACCUCUUCGUGGAACACAUUCACAUGCUUUUGUUAGCUCAUUCAUGGGACCUGAUGAGAUUAUAGACAAGUCUCUCAAAAGUCAUGAUGGCUCUCGAGUAUGCGAGGAUUUUCUUAGCGUUGUGCAGGCUUGGUUAAACAAACUAAAGAGGCCGAGUAUAUUGAAGGGUGUUUUUGGUGAGACUAAUCAGAGUGAGCUAGCUGCUUUCAUUUCAUAUGCCCUCGCAUUUCCUGACAACUUUUUAGCUCUUGUAGACACAUAUGAUGUGAUGAAGAGUGGAGUUCCUAACUUCUGUGCUGUUGCUCUAGCACUGAAUGAUUUGGGUUACAAAGCAAAGGGUAUCAGAUUAGACUCCGGUGAUCUUGCUUACUUGUCAUGUGAAACAAGAAAGUUCUUUCAGACGAUUGAAAAGGAAUUUGGAGUUCUGGGUUUUGGGAAGACUGGUAUCACUGCUAGCAAUGACCUCAAUGAGGAAACUUUAGAUGCUUUAAAUAAACAAGGUCAUGAAGUAGAUGCCUUUGGAAUUGGGACCUAUUUGGUGACUUGUUAUGCUCAAGCUGCUCUAGGUUGUGUUUUCAAGCUUGUUGAGAUAAAUAACCAGCCCCGCAUCAAACUGUCAGAAGAUGUCUCAAAGGUCACUAUUCCAUGUAAAAAGCGAUCUUUUAGAUUAUACGGCAAGGAAGGUUACCCCCUUCUAGACAUAAUGUCCGGGGAAAAUGAACCACCUCCAAAGGUAGGUGAACGGAUUUUAUGCCGCCACCCAUUUAAUGAAUCCAAGAGGGCUUUUGUGGUGCCACAACGUGUUGAAGAGCUUCUUAAGUGUUACUGGUCUGGAAGUUCAGAUAAAAAAAGAGAAGAAUUGCCUACACUCAAGGAAAAUCGAGAACGUUGUGCUCAGCAUUUGGAGCAUAUGCGACCCGAUCACAUGAGAAAACUUAAUCCAACCCCUUACAAGGUUAGCGUAACUGCAAAGUUGUAUGAUUUCAUUCAUUUCCUAUGGCUCAAUGAGGCACCUGUUGGGGAGUUACAGUAGGGGUCUGCAAGUGCGUAUCUUAGGUUAUAUAAUACAGACGAUCUUCGUAACCAAAACAGCUUUGGUAAUAAAGUUAUACUUUCAUGUAAGAUCAUUGGUAUGUGAUAUAGUUGUAUUUAAUAUAUAGCUUGAUUUUGCAAAAAAAAUACUAUACUUUAAUUUGCGUUUAAACGUGAUUCUAUCAUACAUCAGGCGAUUAAAUAUAUGUUCUUUACUGAGCCUGAUAUAUGUAUCA